Molecule: messenger RNA, 4043 nt
Organism: Lates calcarifer (barramundi perch)
Lineage: Eukaryota; Metazoa; Chordata; Actinopteri; Centropomidae
Gene: trib2
Product: tribbles pseudokinase 2
Exons: 3
Coding region: 1145-2182 (345 amino acids)
Biological process (GO): regulation of MAP kinase activity; positive regulation of proteasomal ubiquitin-dependent protein catabolic process; protein phosphorylation
Cellular component (GO): nucleus
Molecular function (GO): ATP binding; mitogen-activated protein kinase kinase binding; protein kinase activity
Source: RefSeq, a predicted model, not a curated record
UGUGUGAGCGGGUGCGUAGUGUACGCGCGUGCGUGUGUAGAAGCCCCCCUCCGCCAGGCAGCUCACUCGCUCCGUACAGGCGCAGUGUGUGCAGUGUGUGCAGCUCGGCUGGCCUCCCUCCGCACUGAAUGGACUAGAUUCCCAGCCACGUAAGAAGCACAGCGGCACCACGGGAGAGAGGAUGUCCUGCUGAAUCAAGGGAUAGGCCUGGGAAAGUCGGCCGGCCGUCCCUUCCUUCCUUCCAGCACCUUGCAACAGCAGACAUAAUAGACAGACGACACUUUUCUUCCAUUGGACUAGACCAAGAGAAAGAGAGAGGACGUCGACUCCCGCACACAAAGAGCUACAGCAGUUUUUCUCGGAUGGGGUUUUCUCCUUAUGUGGUAGAUGACAAUCGCCGUGCAUGGAUAUGAUCCUGGGGAACAAGGCCGUGCACUGACCUGGUACUAGUUAGCCAAAGGAAGCUAACUAGUUAGCUCUGCACCUGCUAGCCAUCAUUUGUCGGCUAAAUUAAUCCGCUAUAAUUACCGUGCAAAAGUUGCCAGUGUGCAUCUUGCUUGUGCUUUUUUCUGUGCCUGCAAGCUAUUGUCAACAAAUUGUUUCCGUUUUAUGAAACGUGCCAUACCAUUAACCGGCAAGAUAAGCUAGCAAACAAGCUGCGGGUUAACCUAGCACUAUUCAUUCAUUGUAAAAGCUGACUUUUGGUAGCCUUUGUUGCAGUUUUGUCGUGUCUGCCUGCACCGCUAACGUUAAUGAAACUACAUCAGGUCUGUGCAAAGGGUUUUCAGUCGACUUGGGGCCGUAAUUCACUUAUUUUUGCCUGGCCUUAUCUCUUUAAUGGAAAACAAAGUGGGGCAAAUGAACAGCUGAACUGCAGAAAAAAUACAGACCCCGCUUUGUUGUAUGAAAACCAACGAGCCAGCUUUGCCUGUUGAUAGUCUGCUAUUUCCAGCAGCAGGCUGCAGUUAAAUCAAUUUUUCGUCUGUUUUUUUUUUUUUUUUAAACUUUGUUCAAGAAUUACUAAAGUACCGGUUUGUGACAUUGCACUGAGUUUACAACUAAGUGGUGCCCUAAUCGAGGAGGAGGAGAAGAAACAAGGAGGAGGAAGGCCCCCGAUACUGUGGAGUUAUCACACUUAUUCCUCAUGAACAUACAGAGGUCAAAUCCAAUUAACAUUUCACGUUAUGGGAGAUCGCGGCACAAAUCGCACGAUUUUGAAGAAUUGUCUUGCCUAAGGACUACAGAGUCGCACCAGAGUUUCAGUCCCAACCUCGGGUCCCCCAGCCCGCCGGAGACCCCGGACUCUUCGCACUGUAUCUCCCGCAUCGGGGACUACCUUUUGUUGGAGCCACUGGAGGGAGAUCACGUAUUCAGAGCCGCCCACCUGCACAGCGGGGAAGAGCUCGUAUGUAAGGUUUUUGACAUUGGCCGAUACCAGGAGUCACUGGCGGCCUACUUUGCCCUGGGCCAGCACCAGCAUAUUAACCAAAUCCUGGAGAUCUUGCUUGGGGAGACACGAGCCUAUGUGUUCUUUGAGAGGAGCUAUGGCGACAUGCACUCUUUCGUCCGCACCUGCAAGAAGUUGCGGGAGGAUGAGGCUGCCAGACUCUUCUAUCAGAUAGCCUCGGCUGUGGCACAUUGCCACGACAACGGACUGGUCCUCCGUGACCUCAAACUAAGGAAGUUUGUCUUCAAGAAUGAGGACAGAAGCCUUGUGAAGCUGGAGAGCCUUGAGGACACAUACAUCCUGGAUGGUCAUGAUGACUCCCUGUCAGACAAACAUGGCUGCCCAGCCUAUGUAAGUCCUGAGAUCCUCAAUGCCAGCGGCAGCUAUUCUGGGAAGGCGGCUGACGUCUGGAGCUUGGGCGUCAUGCUUUACACCAUCCUCGUGGGACGCUACCCUUUCCACGACGUUGAGCCGGGCUCUCUGUUCAGCAAAAUCCGCAGGGGUCACUUCAACAUCCCCGAAACGCUCACACCCAAGGCCAAGUGCCUGAUCCGCUCCAUCCUCCGCCGGGAACCCGCAGAGCGCCUCACCUCUCGGGAGAUACUGGAGCACCCAUGGUUUGCUUCCUCUGGGGCACUUGGGGGCGCUGCAGUGCACGGCAGAGGGGAGAGAGAGCAGGAGCAGAUGGUGCCUGAGGUGAACAUGGAAGAGGAGCUGGAGCAGUUCUUCAGCUGAGCAAACACCAAGCACAAACGGAUGACUCCGCCACGGUCAGCUCGCCACGCUCACAGCAGAGCCAAAAACAGUAGUUUAGAGAUUAAUAGGUGAACAUUUGUCACUCAUAAUAAAGGUGUUUCCAUCCUGUUUCCUUUUCCACCAUUUCAUGGAAAACCUUGAGCCUGGCAUGACAAAUGGUAUCUAUGUGUCACCUGGUGAGGCACCUCCCGUUUGGGGAUGCUGCCGCCGGACAUGCAAGUUGCAAACAAUGUAGCAAAUGUUCUUUUUUGGAUCUGUUUCGUUUAAUGUGGUGCUCAUAAAAGUAGACACAUUGACCAUUUUUGACACUAUGGAAAGCAUGAAGGGACAUAAGAACACAGGAAACCAAGGAGAACAAUUCAAAAUGAACUGCAACACCACACCUUUUCUUACAGACUUUGUUUUGUCUUUCAUCAUAGCUUUAGGUGGUACCAAUUUUAACCACAGACCCAGGGCAAGAAAUCACAGUCCUAAGUUCUAAACUAAAACAAGAUGAUUACCCCUGGGAUCAUUGGUUAAGAAAUGGAGCAGCUUAGGCUUUUUCGUCAUCAUCAUCAUCAUCAUCAUAAUCAUCAUCAUCAACAUGUCUGACCUCGACUUUGUUUCAUGGUUAAGUUUUGUCAUCUCUCAUUUGUCUCAGUUUUACAUUAUUCUGACAGUCACUAAACUCCUCGACGGCCUUGUUUUCAGUAAUAUGUGUGUGUCUCCGCCUCCUCGGUCUCUUAAGCCUUUACCACACUUCACAUUUUUCAGUAACAUUACUUUUAUAUACCAUCUUUUUUUUCUCGUUUUGUUUUUAAGCUAUUCCAGUCUGUUGUUACUGCUGCUUUAAUAUCACUCCCUAAACCUCAAUCUUAAACUGUUUUCUUGGUAAGCCUCCAAAACAUGGCAUCAUGCACUUGAUGUCUUAGGUGAAUGGACGAUUCCACCUCUUAAAAUUAGCUUCCUCUUAUUUAAAUUCAUUCUUCAGUUGUAGGAACGAGAACGUAACAUUUAUUUAAAUUGUAACAGCUAUAUAUAUAUAUAUAUACACAUAUACAUAUAUAUAUAUAUAUAUAUAUAUAUAUAUAUGUGUGUGUGUAUAAAUAAAUAAAUAGAAAUAUAUAUAUUUAAAACUACAUUGCAGGGUUUUUCUUUAUUCAGAGAUUCCUUUUUCAUGUAUGAUGUAGGCAAUAUCUUGACACAGGACAGGCGCUAAGAGGAAAUGUCUGUCUGAAGUUUUAGAAUACACAAUAUCUUCUGUGCCAGUAUUCCUGUGCCCCGACAGCCCAUGCCACCCGGUCUCCCUCAUUUCUUUUUAAAAACUUGAUACGAGAUAUUCAGUGAUAGUAUUGCUAUGACAUGCUCACUCCAGGACCUCAUGUUAGUUUUCUACUGCCUGCGUAGGUUCUAUGAAACGAUCAUGCUCGGAAUGGGUACCAGUGGACAUGUUUUGUCGUAUCUCAAUGUUACUUGAAUUUGUGUUUUUAUCUAGUCAUUGGCAUGUGCCCCAUGAAUGCUAUAGCCUGCCUAGCAGGGGGGUGGGGGGGAGAGGGGUGGGGUGGGUGGGGAGGAGGGUGCUCGUUUUUUAAGAAAAGUUAAAAAAUAAUGAAAAUUCUCAAUUUGCUACUUUUCUGAGUUGCUUUUCAAUAAAAAAAAACAACUAUUGCUUUUAUUGUUUUUGUAGACUGAGCUACCUUUUAUUUAAGUUGGUUCUGAUUUGGUGCUAAUGUUUAGUCCUUUUUGUUUCACGGAGGGGGGUGGUGCAUGGUGGGAUAUCUGCCUCAGAUGUUCUGAUUGUAUCGUAACAGAUUCUGGUGUUUUGUCCAAAUUUAUUCAGUAAAUAAAUUGUGAACUGCUA